Molecule: messenger RNA, 786 nt
Organism: Fonsecaea multimorphosa CBS 102226
Lineage: Eukaryota; Fungi; Ascomycota; Eurotiomycetes; Chaetothyriales; Herpotrichiellaceae
Exons: 2
Coding region: 1-786 (261 amino acids)
Molecular function (GO): metallopeptidase activity
Source: RefSeq, a predicted model, not a curated record
AUGUCGCAAACGGAAGGAGGAGGAGCAUUCUUGCGGUAUUUCCGACCUGAAGAUGCGGACUUCGUGAGACGAAUUUUUCGCACCCUUGCCAACCUACCGUUGGACGAGGUGGUGACGGCAGAGAACCUUGUUUCUGUCCUCACAGGGCCCAACGCACAACUGAGCUCCCGGUUCGUGCAGUCGAGGAUCUAUAUAGGAGACAGCACGGCUCGACCAACUGAGCGACAGUGCAAAGGACAGGUCAAUGCGUGGAUGAGCGAGGAUAAUGCUGACGCGAAUGCCGAAAUCUAUAUCUGUGACGACGCCUUUGACUGGCCGUCCAUCGAAGAGAUUGCCAACCCUCCACAAACGUCAUGGGCAAGAGACAACCAAGGCCGGCCGCUCCCUGGAUACUCGUGCGACGGUCUGGGGGAUUUUGACUCGGACUGGAUGAAGACCAUGGGUUCCAUUAUCCUGCACGAGUACAUGCACUGGGGGUUCUUGUAUAUACAGGUUCCCAACUGGUACUAUUAUAUCAAGACUACAAGUAUGGGCUUCCGAGCGAUCGAAGACUACACCGGCCCAUUUCCACCCAACGGGUAUGGUGCCUACCAUGCCAAGACGAUCAAGGACAUCUAUGGAAGUUGGGACCAAGCUUGGCCCCAGACCCUUAACAAUGCUGACAACUACGUCUACUACGCUCUGUCAAAGUACUGGUCCUGGCGAUGCGGCAAACAAUUUGGGCCUGCGCCAAGCGAACACGACGCGCAUCAGCGUGGAGCCAGCGGUUGGCGACCGCCCGAUUGA